Melitaea cinxia (Glanville fritillary) is the source of this 3176-nucleotide messenger RNA. RefSeq names its product senecionine N-oxygenase-like (gene FMO1). The record is from RefSeq and is a predicted model, not a curated record. Gene Ontology annotation, molecular function: N,N-dimethylaniline monooxygenase activity; flavin adenine dinucleotide binding; NADP binding. The coding region runs from base 138 to 1499 and encodes 453 amino acids. Lineage: Eukaryota; Metazoa; Arthropoda; Insecta; Lepidoptera; Nymphalidae. The transcript is spliced from 8 exons.
CCCUCACUGGAGGUAGAACCUCAUUCGCUGUUUGGUCGCUCUUCAAGACACGCGAUUCCAUUCACUAAGAAAAGUUAGUUGCAGUUGACGUGAAUGUAAAAAAUAUCAGUGAAUAGUGAACAUUUUAAAUAAAAACAAUGUAUUUAAUUAGUAGUUCGUGUUUAUUUAUUUUAUAUUUAUGUUUAGGUUGCAACGCGCUAUCUUUGCCAAACUCACACACAUGUGUAGUCGGGGCAGGCUACUCAGGACUGGCCGUUUCGCGCUAUUUGAAGGAGUUCGGCGUUAAUUACACUGUAUUUGAAGCGUCAAGAUAUGUCGGAGGCACGUGGAGAUUCGACCCACACGUGGGCGUGGACGAAUAUGGAAUACCGGUGUUUACUAGCAUGUAUAAAUACCUCAGAACUAAUACGCCACGACAGACAAUGGAGUUUGGCGGCUUUCCCUUUCCAGAUAGCGCACCUUCGUAUCCAACCGGACCUUGCUUCUACAAAUAUUUGAAAUCUUUCGUCAAACACUUUGAUUUGAUGCCGAAUAUUCAAGUUCGCAGCUUCGUACAAGCCAUUAGAUGGAUAGAUCAACACUGGGAGUUGACGUACACGCAGACUGAAGAGAGAAACAACUACACAGUAUCCUGCGACUUUGUUGUCAUAGCAAACGGUCAAUAUGUAAGACCGUUACUGCCCAAGUUUCCUGGCCUGGACGUUUUUAAUGGAUCAGUGAUUCAUAGCCACGAUUACAAAGAGCCUGAGACAUAUAAAGAUCGUAGGGUAUUGUUAGUUGGUGCUGGAUCUUCAGGGUUAGAUCUCGCUACGCAGUUACACAAUAUAACAAAUAAACUAGUACACAGCCACCAUUUAGUUUAUAACCAACCCAAGUUCUCCGAUCAUUACGUUAAAAAACCGGAUAUCAAAGGAUUUACGAAGAACGGAGUCGUGUUCAAGGAUGGUACCGUAGAAGAAGUGGAUGAUGUCAUAUUUUGUACAGGGUAUGAGUAUUAUCAUCCCUUUUUGGAUGAAAGUUCUGGGCUCACGGUGUCUGGCAAGUUUAUUCUGCCGUUACACCAAAACAUUAUCAACAUCAGGCAUCCCAGCAUGAGCUUCAUAGGGGUUGUGAACAAAGUCAUUACCAGAGUGAUGGAUGCCCAGGCGGAGUAUAUAGCAUCGUUGAUUGCUGGUAAAUUCAAACUGCCCUCUCAGGAAGAAAUGCUUAGGAUGUGGCUCGCACACGUUUAUAGGCUUCAGUAUAAACGCAAGAAGAUUAUUGAUGUCAACACCGUGGGACCAGAUCAGGACCAAUAUUUCGCUAAUCUUACAAUGGAAGCAGGUAUAGCCAGAGUACCACCAGUUUUGACUGAUAUAAGAGACUUUAACGCAGUAAAUCGUUUAGAAGAUCUUUUAAACUAUAGAGAUUAUGAUUACGAAGUUUUAGAUUCUUAUAACUACAAACGGUGGCACAAUGGAGGUGGCAGUAGAGCUGAAGAGUGUCCAAUUGACGCAUAAGAGUUGUAUGUGUCACGAGAUAAAAUGUAAAAGUUUAUCAGGAUGCCAAAAAGAAAUUCUCAAAAGUCAAGCAAUUUUUUUCAACUCAAGAUAAAAUCAAUGUUAGAGCGAUGUUGUUGUUGAGCGUUAAAGAUAUUAAAAUGGCAUAAACAUUUGUGCACAAUGGAAAUAGAAAUAAUUUGUCAGUUGAAUUAUUCGUAUAUUUUGACAAGUUGAAGAUAGAAAUUCCCCUUAAAUUUGACUUGUGUUGAAUUAUUUGCUACAUUAAUGGGUUGAAGAAAAAAUAUAUACUAACCUAUACUUUAACAGUAUUCGCCAACGAUAUCAAUUUGAUCGAGAAAAAUACGUUUUAUCUGUUCUGUUGAAAUCUUCUUCAGAUUUGUUUAUUAAAAUAAAUAAAUAAGACUGCUUAAAAUCUCUCUAAAGAUUUUUUUCAAUAAAUAUAAUUUUUAUAAAAACUUAUAGGUACAAUACGUUAUUAUAAGUUAUUGAAAUAGUGGAAGCAGUUUGAAGUAUACAAUUUUAUAUAAUUAGCUGAACCGACAGAUGUCGUUCGGUCUUGUGUAUUGACAUAGGUUUGAAGUUUCAGUCAGUCAGUGAGUUGAACCUAUUGCAGUCCACUGCUGGACAUAGGCCUUCUCAAGUUCGCGCCAGACCUCAUUCAUCCCAUUUAACUUUAAAUAAAAUUGAAAUUUGAAUAGGGACACCGUAAUUAUCUUAAAAAGUCAUAAUGAUUGAUCGAGUUGUUUCAGAGGAGAGCGACUACAAAUACCGUGACACAAGAUUUAUGCGGAAAUUUCUUAAUCUUUCACUCCUUAAGAAAUUUUACAAAAUAAAAACAAAAAUUGCCUAAUUGGUCUAGGCGUUCACGAGUUUUGCGCUUAGCAACACAUUUCAUAAUCAUCAUCAUUAUUUUUAUUUAUAAAUUAUAUAUUAUGCAGAAAAUUAAAUAUGUUAGAUUUAUAUACUUAGUAGAUGAUAUGCGGUUAUUAAGGUUACCGUUAAAUUACAUUUUAAAAAGUAUAUAAUAUUUGUAUGCUUUCGCUAAGCCUAAAAAUAAUGGUUUCCUAUGUAUUGUUGUAUAGUUUUAUAUGUAGUACUUAUGUAAGUAUUAAGUACGAAACACUCAAUCAAUGUAAAACCUAAGUUGUUAUUUUUGAAUACCUAAACGUAAGUAGAUGUCUUAGGGCCGUUUUCAAUAAUCUAUCUAAGCCUGGUUUUUCCUACUAGGGAUAAAUGUUUGACAUAAUUUUUGGAGCUUACGUCAAAAUUCUAGAAAGCAAAUUAAGAGAUAGAUAAAACAUUAAAACUGGUCGUUACAUUUAUAUAAAAUUUGUUACAUUUGUUUUAUUAGUGCAAAUAUUGCCUUUUAAACAUAUAAGGGAGACCUAGGAGAGCUGAAACAGUUUUUUUUUUUUUUAAUAUAUAUAAUUAGGUCGGUAAAAUACGGCUCACCUGAUGGUAAGCGAUUACCGUAGCUUACAGACGUCUGCAACAUCAGAAGUAUCGCUAGCGUGAUUCAGACCCCACCCCCAAUUUUAUAUUAAAUAUAAUAUAAAAAUCCGUGAGGUCAGCUCCUUAUAAGUUACAAUACUAAUGAAUGACAAGACAAAGAGUAGUUGGUGUAUUAAGGUAUGAAUUUUAUAUUAUUUUUAAUAAAUCGAUACUGAGUACAAA